This is a messenger RNA of Prunus dulcis (almond), 798 nucleotides long. RefSeq names its product calcium-binding allergen Bet v 3. Bases 14 to 649 code for a protein of 211 amino acids. The record is from RefSeq and is a predicted model, not a curated record. The transcript is spliced from 2 exons. NCBI's taxonomy places the organism in Eukaryota, Viridiplantae, Streptophyta, Magnoliopsida, Rosales, Rosaceae. Gene Ontology annotation, molecular function: calcium ion binding.
UUUUCUUCUCUCCAUGACUCCAUCCUCUUCUUCAUCCCCCGCGUCUUCUGCUGCACGGCCGACUGGUGCCGCCCUUAGCAAGAGGCCGUCAUCGAAUUCGUCGUUUCGGCUUCGGUGCGCCAGCCUAAACUCCCUCCGCCUCCGCCGCAUCUUCGACGUGUUCGACAAAAACCAAGACGGGCUCAUCAGCGUCCCCGAGAUCGGCCAAGCCCUCGCUCUCCUCGGCCUUGAUGUCGAAAUCUCCGACCUCCAUUCCACGAUCAAAUCCUUCAUCCAACCCUCCAACGACGGCCUCAACUUCGACGACUUCCUCUCCCUCCACCAGUCCCUCUCCGACACCUACUUCGCCUACGACGACGAAGAAGAGUCUGUCAUUGCUUCUGCGGCAGAAUGCGAAGGAAAGAGGAAGAUGUCCCAGGAGGAGUUGGAUCUUUCAGAGGCGUUCAAGGUGUUUGACGAGGACGGAGAUGGGUUCAUCUCCGCCAAGGAGUUGCAGGUGGUGCUUGCCAAGCUAGGGUUCCAGGAAGGCAAUGAGAUUGAUAGAGUUCAGCAGAUGAUAACCUCCGUUGACCGUAACCACGAUGGCCUCGUUGACUUGUUCGAGUUCAAGGACAUGAUGCGCACCACUGUUCUUGUUCCCUCCUCGUAAAUUCAUGAUCAAAUGUGAUUCGAACCACCGACGGUAUAUAUCUGCACAUGCAUGCAUGCUUAAUUAUGGACCCUACGUACUUACGUGGCUCGAUCAUGUCUAGAUCAUAUUGCCUUUGAUUGAUAAUGAUAAAGCUUUGGUUGUGUUUA